AACAUCCAGGAAGUAAAAAACCUCAAACAGUUUUCCAUAAAGUGGCGUAAGAAAUGUUCAAAACAAAAAUGGAAUGCCAAAAUAAUAUCAGCACCUUUUUCAGCUAUAUUGAUGAGAAUAAAAUUACGUUGGCUAAAGGUAUUUGUGCAAGUGUUAAAGUAGAAUUAUCGACUUUGAAACAAACAAAGGACAUAAACAGUUCAGAUGCAGAUAUUAUUAAGGAGAUAGAAGACCUUACGGAAAACAUACUGAUAGGAAAUUUCAAUAUUGUGAAAAGAAAAUAUAAGAAAGUCAGAGCUGCGUUCAUGGAGCUAAUGCAACAUAUAAAGUCAAAGAAGGGUCAUCAUACCGAAGAUACCGUGAUUCAACACAAGCAAAGACAAGAUCAACAGCCUGGAAUGCUAUGUGUAGAAAGGAGAGAACACCAAGAAAAUGAAGACAUCAACUACAGACGAAUGCAAGAAAACAAACGAGCAAGCCUAGCAAUGGUACAGAACAAUCCUGAUAUAGCGGACCUAAGUGAUACGAACAGACCAACAAAAAUAGCUGAGCGUUUCUCUGAAAUGUAUGACAAUGAAUGGACAGAAGUGUUCGAGGCUUUGAGCAAACUUAAGAAAGGAACGCUAGAGGAGUCUGAAAUUAUAAGCAUACUGCUUGAAAUUGUUCAGGAGGCUUACAAGAUUUGCCAGCAAGAAGCACAAAGUCAAAUACGUGAAAUGGAAAGUGUCUUUGCUGAAAUACUUACAGGACAAAAGGGUUACCAGGCAGACCAUGCUGAUGAAGGUCGAACGCUCUUGAUACAGUACAGAAAAGGUAGAGCUGGGAUAGCAUUAGAACGGCUUCACAAGAAUUUCCGAGGCAAACUGAAUGAUAUAUGCAAAAAGAGACUUUCAAAUGAACCUUCCGAUGCCGGACCCGCAGUAAGAUACGCAAGGAAAGCUGUUGAACUCACCUGGUGGAUGUGUGUACAGGACCCUCCAGUUUAUAUGUGUCCGACUACAGACAACUUUGAUCAAAAUAUGUACAAAGCUUACACAAAAUCCGGAAGCAAUCCAGAGUUUUUUGUGUGGCCUGCUUUAAGGCUUCAUAAAGAUGGGGUAGUUUUGCUGAAAGGUGUUGUGCAGUUUAAAUAACUGUUUACCAUGUUAAAACUAACACUAUCAACAUGUAUUUUGUUCAGACAGUAGGAUGUACAGAGUUCCAAUACAACGGCUGCUUAAGUUUUAGAAAUAUCAUACAUGAACCAUGCAGGCAAUAUCGUUAUUACGAGGGGUGUUCAAAUAUGAAUGCAACUAGACCAAUUUUCAGAAGUGCUUAACAAACAGUGCCAAAAUAAUUAUCUCAAUCCUUCUAAAUACUAACCACCAUGUGAUAUACAAAGUUUCAGUCUUUUAAUCCAAUUUUUAAAGGCGUUGUCAUAAUAUUUUCGAGGUAUACUGUUCAGACACUGGAAAAUAACCAAACCGAGAUUUUUGCGCGUUUGAUAUUUACUUCCAGCAAGGUGUUUAUUUGAGCCUCGGAAAUAGUAAAAAGCCACAAGGGGCAAGAUCUGGCGAAUAAGGAGGGCGAGGAAGCUCGACAACCUUUUCCUGUUUCAGAUAUUCGCGUACAAUGGCCGCUUUGUGUGACGAAGCAUUGUCAUGCAACAACCUUACACCACGGAGACCAGUUGCUGGUCGACUGUUUGCGAAAUAUUUCUUUGAUUUAUGAAGGACCUUGCCUUUGUAAAACUUAGCAUUUACAAAUUUCGUACGGCAAUUUGAAUAGCAGGACCUUGAUUUGUAAAGAAAAUUACAUACAUUACCUUUUUGACGCUCAUGGUGCGUUUUGCUAUGCAAGGUCUUUGGCUUCCUUUGGUUGCCCAUAUUUAGUUCUGUAUCUUUCCCUUGGGCUCUUAAAAGUGAACCCACGUCUCAUCGUAAGUGAUGAUAUUUACGAAAGAUCGAUUGUUGUAUUUAGAGAACUGUUUCAACAAUUGUUUGGCGAUUCUUACCCGAGCAAGUUUUUGCUCUUUUGUAAGGAGAUGGGGUAUCCAUCUGGCACUUAUCCUUCUCAUUUUUAAAUCACGUCUGAGAAUUGUAUGAGCAGCUCCUACUGAGAUACCGACGCAUUUAGCUAUAUGCCUAGUUGUAAAUCUUGCAUCGGUAGCAAUCAAAUCCUUUACUUUUUCAACUAUUUUUGGCGAAGUUGCAGUUAUCGGACGGCGUGCAUGAGGCGCAUCUUUUACUGAAUCUGCACCACUUUUAAAUUUCUUACACCACCGUGUGACAGAUGAAAAAGAAAGUUCAAAUUUCCCAUAAACACGACAUAUUUCAUUAAAUAUGUCUUUCGCCUGUAUACUAAGAAUACAGCGGUUCUUGAUAUAGGAACGUAUUUGGUCAGUGAAAGGAGACCUUUUCCCAACCAUUUUAGCUUUAGUGUACACGAGUAGAUAGUGUUAAUCGAGCUAUUGUCAAAGCUAGACUGAACGGAUUUAAACAUGUAUUGUAUCAAUGAAAAGCUCACACAACCCCCUAUGCGAUACAUGUACCUAUGUCGUGCAAAUCGUGGUUAAAAGCGAGAUAUUGGCCUAGUUGCAUUAAUAUUUGAACACCCCUCGUACAUAGACUAACACACAUACUUUUGAAGUUAAACUUAAAAGAUAUCAGUAUGCAUUAUCAAGGCAUUAGCAUAAUUCAGACUUGUAUAAGCACUGGACCACAAACCAAACACAUCUGGACGUGAUUAUUUUGUAACUUUAUUUAAAAGUCCCCUAUUUACCUUUCACAUUGAGGUAUAUGCGUAUAUCACAGUAACGUGUUUAUUGCAUUUGGUUGUUGUUCGGGUUUGGCGUCCUCUUUCAACAAUAGUUCGGUUAUGUAACAGUUGGCAGUUAACCUAACAAGUGUUCCUAGAAUUUUUACACAAGGACUUACCUGUCCUCCGCAAGUAACUACCAACUCCUUCACAUGCAUCAGAGGCGAAUGGCAAAUGAUUUCAGACACGAUUCUAUCAAAUCGUCACAGAGAAUAGUCGCCUUGUCCUGGGAACUGAUGACACCACGAUCAAUAGAUGUACGCUCUCCAUAUUGAGCUAAAUUUAUAAAUGUUAACAUACAUCAACAAUAUCAGUAUUUUUCAUGAUCAGUUGCAUGUAUGAUUUAAUACUAUUAAGGUAUGAUUAUUGUAGAAACUGCUGCAUAAGUCAAACUAUAUUAAGAACGAAAAAACGCCAGAUAUCAUGGACUGCCUUAAGGUCUUUUGAAAAAGAAACUAUGUAUUGUUGUCAACAGAAAAAAAUCAUGUCUUAUUGUCGUCUGAAAAAAUAUACCAGCAACCUUGGACUGUCUUAUAGUCUUCUGAAAAAGGCCAGGGACUGUCUGAACCAGGGGCUCUCUUACAAUAUUUGUAUGUUCCAAGAACAGAAAUAAUACAUUAUAAGAAAGAUAUUAAACAAGACAAUGACUAUCUUCAGGAAAACUGUGUUAACGUAGAAAACCCUGGCAUAUCAAGUGUCUGAAUUAAAUGAACUAAUCUUUAGGCUUAUAGUACCAGAGACCAAUCUCAUCAUAUAAUGAACAACAACAUAAACAAUAAAAAUAACAUUUUGUUAGCAAUCAUCGGCAAGAACACAGAUAAAAUAAUGAUUUGAUCAUACAUGACAUAUUAUGUAUAGGUUAUAAGUGCGGUAUUUCUGUAUAAUAUUACGUAUUUAUGAUGGCAGUAUGAACAGAACAAAUUAAUAUUACUUAAACAGUUACCAUAAUUAUUAAUUAGACAUUUACACUUCCGCAUUCCUCCCACUAUAUGCUCAGCCUUUCUGUCAAAUAGUAAAAGUUUAGUUUUUACAUCAAACUUUAUUCUCGAGAAAAUGGAAUAUAAGUUAUUUACCGCUUUUUAAUGCCUGAUCUACUUAAGAUUUCAUUGCGUAUCUAGCAUUGACUUAUUGUUUUAACUCCAAGGUAACAAAAUGUCUCAACAAUUUCUAACCUCUCGUUUUUAAUAUAUCAGUUAUGAUCAAUGACUGUAUUUCUUUUUCUUAAUAUACAAUUUUUUAUUUUAUUAAAACCCUCUUUAAUGGAAUACACAUAAAGGCUAUCUAACUGUGCCUGAAGGCUUCGUCCGCAAAUAAUAAAUCAUACUGCCGUGCGACUUUGGAACAUGGUGGAGUUAAGAGUGAAGUUAGGUGCUCCAUUAACCGGUAUAACGGUUAACCCAGUGAUGUUUCUGCCACAUGCCGUUCCAAGACGACCACCACUGUGUUCCUUUAUUUGUUCGUUUUGUCCUUGCGUUCGCUGCAUGUGUAUUGUAGCUCGGGGAUGCUGAUUUAGGACGUGGUUUUCCCUGUUGGAUAUUUAUUCUUGCUUUUUAAUCACCAAUUUUCUCCGUAAAUAUGCGGUACUUUUAUUUUGUGUAUCUAUAUUUCAUUAUGUAUUCUAACACGACCAGAUUUGUUUCCUUAUUAAACAAAGAAGACUGAAACUAAGUAUUAUUAUACAACAUAUGCACUGUUUGUCUGUCACAAUUAUUACGUCACAGCGUCAAACGUCAUGUAGCCGCGCGCAGGAAAGGAAACCACACAAAACAGGCAAAUAUUUGGUAUAAAUCUUCAAAACUGUAGAUGAUAAUCCUUGGUAACGUGUUAGAAUCGAAAUAAAUAAAUCUCUAACAGAGAUUUGCUCCUGAAUAAAAUCAUACAGGAUUCGAGUGCAUGAUCGAGGUCGUGGGUUCGAUCCCUAGCUGCGACAUACAAAAGACGUGAAAAAAUGGAACCAGCAGCUCCCUUGCUUGAAGCUCCGCAUUAAAAGGAAAUAGUGUUUGUCUUCAACGACAAAUUACUGUUUGUGAUAUAUUAUUUCUUUAUAUGUUUCAAAUAUGUUUUAAGUGACUUUUGUUUGGGUGGAUGUAUUUGAUAACCAUUUAACAAUCAGGUUUGUCCAAUUACAAUGAUCGCGAAUUACGUUAUUCCUUUCAAUACCCUUCAGGCAGGAGCACUUGCAGGACGGACUAUAUCGAUAUCAAAUGAGAAGUUUAGAAUAUCAUUUAUAUUAAAUAACAUAAUCAAAAUGAUCAGUUAAAACUCCCCCUUUAGAAAUAUUCUUUAACUUUUUCCUGAGAUUAUCAGUUCUUUUUAUAUUUAAUGAUACAGUCAUAUAUUGUGGACUGAGGAAAUAUAGGACAUGUUUGAUAAAACAACAGCCCUCGUUUUGUUUCCCGCUCCAAUCAGAGUCAUGCUAAGUUCUGUGAUGUAACUGCAUUGUUAGUAACAGUUUCAAAGCAGUUUUCGAGAGUUUUACAUAUUCAACAAAUCGUAGGUGGCAUUGAACGCGGAAAAUAAAAAAAAAUCAUUUGUAAACACACUUCGAGUAUGUUCGGCUGGUCUGUUGGGAACGGUCAUACAUACAUUAUGUACCUUUAACUGUAGUGCACAAUUGAUGGUGCAUGUAAUAAAGCAAUCAAUUCUACCACUUUAAACUGGAGGUGUUUUUGGACCGUAGACAUAUUAUACAUAGAUCAUUCAGCUAAAGCGGUAAUUAUAUUGUGAUGCAUUUAUUUUCCGCAUUAAUGAUAACAUCAGCGACAACAACUAAUGAUUUCUAUUAUGAAAAUGAAAGUAAAAUGCGCUUGUCACUUUUAAUCAUGUAAAACUUUGAUUUUAAAAACAAAAUAAUAAGGUUACCAUGAUAAUGGUUAAAAUAUAUACUUAAAAUUU
Messenger RNA from Mercenaria mercenaria, 5691 nucleotides. RefSeq lists its product as uncharacterized. The transcript is spliced from 6 exons. NCBI's taxonomy places the organism in Eukaryota, Metazoa, Mollusca, Bivalvia, Venerida, Veneridae. Gene Ontology annotation, biological process: mitochondrial protein catabolic process; mitophagy by internal vacuole formation. The coding region runs from base 54 to 1133 and encodes 359 amino acids. The record is from RefSeq and is a predicted model, not a curated record. Gene Ontology annotation, cellular component: mitochondrial outer membrane.